CCAAUAUGCCCCACCUUAAGCAACGUCGUACUGCCAUAUAUCGUGUCGUUUGACUCAUUUCGUGAGAGGCUCGCUCGCGCAUCCAACCGGGCCUUGGUUCCCCGCCUCUUUCAUUUCCUAACGCCAACCGCCAAUCCGCCGUGGAUGAUACCGAAGUAAAAUCCUGAAUCCGUCGCACCUUCAUAUGUGUUUGAUCUGUACUUAACGAUUUGAAUACCUGUAGAGAAUGGAGGAGGCAUUGAAAGCGGCAUACGCGGAGGUCAUUCUGAACACUGUGAAGGAGGCAGCAGCCCGAGUGAUGGGAUCGGAGCAAAAAGCUCGUCGCUUGGAGAAGGAUCUCCAAUCCACCAAGGACGAGUCAAUUCGAUUGCUCCUCCGAUUGAAACUCAUGGCAGAUGCUAAGGUAAACGAGGCUGAAACUUCGGCCAUGAAUCAGCAAAGAAGGAUUGAUGAGCUAGAAGCUCAGCUCAAUGAAGCUGAAGGUCUGGUAUUAGAGCUCAGAGAAGAACUUAACACCGUAAGGGAGGAAUUUGAUGAAACAAAGAAGGAGAAGAAUAAAACGAAGAAGAAGAAUGUCAAGGAUGAUCCUGUUUUAAGCUCUAUGGUGAUGAAAUGCAAAGAGGCUGUGAUGUACCGAAGUCCUUUCACCCAAAGGAUUUGUGCAGUGGAGAUGAGCUCACCAGACGUGAACUUGAACACCGAAGAUGAUCCAUGCUUUGCUGUAAAUAUUAAACCAGUCAGAGAAUGUGGUGAAACAAAGAACACUGAGAAUCAUUUAGAUCAGGCUGGAGUUGGGCUGAUUCAAGGGAGUGUUAAGAAGAACAGGCCAGCAAGUUUCCACGGAGAAACUAAAAGAAAAAGUCAUCACGGAGAAAAAGUGCAGAAAAACAAUGGUCAGUCUUUCCUGGUUCGCAGAAGCGCCAGGAAGAGAAAAAUCAAGUACUGGGAUGUUAAUGCUUCUGUGUGGAGGUCUGAUGACUAUCACUCUAAUCAGUCAAGAAAACAUUCCCGGCCAUGUAGAAUGCCCAGACUAGUCAAGUGCAAUGUCAAGUCCAGUGAAGACUAUAUGGAAUCAAAUACUGUUCCUGGGGUUAAGGAUCAUGUGCACAAGUUGGACACAGAACCAGAUGUAACUGACAAUGAAUCUGAGAAGGCAUCUCAAAGAAGCUAUAUGACUUCAGAUCAAGCCAAUGCAGAGGGGCAACUCAAGUACACAUUCUUUAGGAAGAGAAAGAAGGAUUCUUUAACCAAUCCAAAAGAAAACUCUUCUGGAGAGAAACUAUAUACUCAUGUGACACAGCAGGAUUCUAGUGUGAUUGGUGAUGAUUCACCGAGGAAAAACAGACAGCUGGUGCAGAUUGCUAACCAGCUUAUUUCAUUGUCUGGCAAGCUGUCAUAAAGUAGUGUGAAGGAAUUAUUUCAAAUUGAUGAGAUGUGAUGAAGCAACUGUGUCAAAAAGAUGAUCGGACACAUUCAUGCCUGUUGUCUUUUUUAUGGCGCACCAGCUUGCAUAAGUUAAUGUUUUGCGUUUAUGUAAUGUAAUACUCUUAGUGCAUAAUGGGGCUCUCUGAUUUUUUGUUUUUUAUGUCAACUUUAUUUUUCAAAUAAAUUCCUUUAUAAAAUAUAUACAUGAAGUUGUUUUACAGCUAGAGAGCUGAACACAGCUUUUUCCCA
Molecule: messenger RNA, 1674 nt
Organism: Cuscuta epithymum
Lineage: Eukaryota; Viridiplantae; Streptophyta; Magnoliopsida; Solanales; Convolvulaceae
Source: the annotation of a GenBank genome assembly